This is a messenger RNA of Ramularia collo-cygni, 1356 nucleotides long. RefSeq names its product related to several transaminases. NCBI's taxonomy places the organism in Eukaryota, Fungi, Ascomycota, Dothideomycetes, Mycosphaerellales, Mycosphaerellaceae. Gene Ontology annotation, molecular function: L-alanine:glyoxylate transaminase activity; L-serine:pyruvate transaminase activity. Gene Ontology annotation, cellular component: peroxisome. The transcript has a single exon. Bases 1 to 1356 code for a protein of 451 amino acids. The record is from RefSeq and is a predicted model, not a curated record.
AUGGCGCCCACGGAUCGGCUAUCACAACUCUCUCGGCACUUCUCCUUCGCCAACACCCACGACGUCCCUCUGAACACUCCCUUCAGUAUUGAACGCGACAACCCAGCGAGGAAGCAACAUCAACCCGCAUCUACCGAACACAACUUCUCCACCACCCACCAACCUCAGCAGGAAGAAGAAGCACCAAAGCCCGCCAGAAUGUCUGCCCAGGCCGAACACCCAACCCUCCUCAUCCCGGGUCCCAUCGAGUUCGACGAUGCCGUCCUCCAGAGCAUGUCCCACUACUCCGAGUCCCACGUAUCAGCACCCUUUGUGGCAACGUUCGGCGAGACUCUCACACUGCUGCGUCAACUCUUCCAAACCACUGCACCAGGCUCGCAGCCAUUUGUCAUUUCUGGCAGCGGUACCCUCGGCUGGGAUCAGGUUGCUGCCAACCUCACCGAGCCCGGUGACGACGCUCUGGUCCUGCACACGGGCUACUUUGCCGAUUCUUUCGCCGACUGCUUCGAGACGUAUGGAGUGCACGCCACACAACUAAAGGCACCGAUUGGCGAGCGUCCGCAGUUGGAUGAGGUGGAAAAGGCAUUGAAGGAGAAGAAGUACAAGGUCAUCACCAUCACACACGUAGAUACCUCCACCGGUGUACUCUCCGAGCUCGAGGCCGUUUCCAAGCUGGUUCGCAAGGUAUCUCCCGAGACACUCAUCAUCAUCGAUGGUGUCUGCAGUGUGGGCUCCGAGGAGAUUCGCUUUGACGACUGGGAUUUGGAUGUCGUUAUGACGGCCUCACAAAAGGCAAUUGGGUGCCCAGCUGGUCUCAGCAUCAUCAUGGCGUCUGAGCGAGCCAUCAACACCUUCAAGGCGAGAAAGACUCCACCAACAUCCUACUUUGCAAGCUGGAAGAACUGGUUGCCAAUCAUGCAAAACUACGAGGCAAAGAAGCCAUCCUACUUUGCCACUCCAGCUCCUCAACUCAUCCACGCAUUGAACACAUCACUGAAGCAGGUUCUCUCCAUCCCACUUGCCGACCGGUUCGCACGCCACAAGGCUGUUUCCCAGAAGAUCAAAAAGGCAGUCACAGACCUCGGGCUCAAGCAAUUGGCAUCGAAGCCAGAGAAUCAGGCCAAUGGUAUGACGGCAAUCUACCUUCCCAACAACUUGACACCUCCAGAGGUCCUUCCGACUUUGAUUAAGAAGAACAUUAUCUUUGCUGGUGGACUUCACAAGGAGAUUGCAGCCAAGUAUGUGCGAUUCGGACACAUGGGUGUUUCCGUCAUGGACGAGAGCAGAGAUGACAUUGAUCGUGCACUCAAGGGUCUCGGCGAGAGUCUGCAGGAGGUGGGAUACACCAAGUCUUGA